Messenger RNA from Neoarius graeffei (lesser salmon catfish), 1342 nucleotides. RefSeq names its product CDP-diacylglycerol--inositol 3-phosphatidyltransferase (phosphatidylinositol synthase) (gene cdipt). NCBI's taxonomy places the organism in Eukaryota, Metazoa, Chordata, Actinopteri, Siluriformes, Ariidae. Gene Ontology annotation, cellular component: Golgi apparatus; membrane. Gene Ontology annotation, molecular function: CDP-diacylglycerol-inositol 3-phosphatidyltransferase activity. The transcript has 6 exons. Bases 19 to 735 code for a protein of 238 amino acids. The record is from RefSeq and is a predicted model, not a curated record. Gene Ontology annotation, biological process: phosphatidylinositol biosynthetic process.
CCGGAAGUGUGACGUUGGAUGACACAAUCUUGGAGUAGAGGAGAGAGAUUAUUCCAGGAGCUCUGUGCUGGACCAAAAUCACAGCCAAAUAGAAUGGCCGAGGAAAACAUCUUUCUGUUUGUCCCGAAUUUAAUCGGCUAUGCCCGAAUCAUCCUAUCCUUGUUGUCCUUCUAUCUGAUGCAGUGCUGUCCUGUUCCUGCGAUGGUUUCUUAUCUACUAAGUGCACUACUAGAUGCCUUUGAUGGACAUGCAGCCCGAGCUCUUAAUCAAGGUACUAAGUUUGGUGCCAUGCUGGACAUGUUAACAGACCGCUGUGCCACUAUGUGCUUGUUGGUGAACUUGUCGCUUCUGUACCCAUCCUAUACCUUCCUCUUCCAGUUAAGCAUGUGCUUGGAUAUUUCCAGCCACUGGCUGCACCUGCACAGUUCUGUGAUUAAAGGAGCAACCAGUCACAAAGCCAUUGACCUGUCUGGCAACCCGGUUCUCAGGCUGUAUUAUACCUCCAGGCCGGUGCUGUUUUUCAUGUGCAUGGGGAACGAGUUGUUUUAUUGUCUACUCUACAUGAUCUACUACAUUGAAGAGCCACAGGUGUGGCUGCAGUGGCUGCUGGGAGUGUGUGCUGUGGUCUCUGUGUUGAAGUCAGGCAUCAGCACCCUCCACCUGAUCACCGCCUCCCGUAACAUGGCCGCCAUCGACUUGGCUGACCGUGAAAGCGAGAGGAGCAAAACCAAAUGAGAGAGGAAUGAGGGGUGAAAUCAGGGGGUAUGGCUUAAUGUGGGAGAGAGACUGAGUGACAAUCAGGUUAAUAAAAUAAGGGAAGAAAUGUGGACCUGGAGAUGGAAAAGUGGACGCAGGCCAGUGUUCAUGAAAUGCACUGUGGGACAAUUUGGGUAGUGAUGAUUUUAUUUAUUCAUUUAUAGACUGCUAGAAACAAAUAUUAAUGCAGCAGAACAGUCGUGUUUUAAUCUAAAUAUCACAUGAAAUAAUUUGUUUGUCCCUUGCCUUAUUCCCUCAGUUAAGGUUUGAACAUGUGCGUGCAUGUGUGUACAUAUUGUGGGAAAGUAGAACAACUUGCUGCACCACUGACACCUCCCAACCUUGUCCCUUCUCUCACACACACAUAUAUACAUUCCCAUGACCACUCAAAGAAAUGACGUGUGCAUCAACACUUCAGUCAAACCGAAAUGUGCUUUUGUUUUUAUUUUGUUGUUGUUAUUGCGGUGUCUAUAUUUCUACCACUCAUAUCAUCCUAAUAUGAAUGUAUCAGUAUGUCAUGGUAAGAGUAUUCUUGUCUAGAGAUGUACUCUUUGUACUGCAUAGCAAUAAAGAUGUUUUUAUAACA